Messenger RNA from Agrilus planipennis (emerald ash borer), 578 nucleotides. Its product is annotated as LYR motif-containing protein 2. Bases 298 to 558 code for a protein of 86 amino acids. Gene Ontology annotation, cellular component: mitochondrion. The record is from RefSeq and is a predicted model, not a curated record. The transcript has 2 exons. NCBI's taxonomy places the organism in Eukaryota, Metazoa, Arthropoda, Insecta, Coleoptera, Buprestidae.
AACCAUAGAUACUACAAUAAGAAAAAGAAGAGAAAUAUGUACGAAUACGAAAGUAAUUUAGAAAACGAAAAACGAUUUCACCGCAUUCUAUUUCAUUUAAAAUAGUAUUUAGUUUCAUAUUAUUAAGGACCCUAAACAAAAAAGACUAAUUUCGCAUCCUCGUUAGUUGAUAUAUAUAACGUAAUGUUCCCUACUCUAACCUAUAAAAUGUUAAUAGGCCUUUAAAAUGGUUACAAUUAGAUAAUUUUUAAAAAACAUAAUUUGAUAUUUUAUAACUACCAACACCCUGAAUAGAAAAUGAUGAGCAAGUCACCUAAACAUGUUUAUUCUUUAAAACAUUUUAUCUUAAAAGGAGAGGUAAAAAAUCUGUACCGGCAGUUUUUGAAAACAGCUAGACAAGUACCUGAUAAGAAUUACAGGGAUGAGCUAAAGAAAUGGAUACAGACAGACUUCAGAAACAAUGCUAACACAACUGACGAAUAUGCCAUUAAGAUGUUGAUUCAAAAUGGAAAAAAAUCAUUACAGCAACUUAAAAUUUCUUUAAAUUUAGCAAAGUAACAUUUUAUAAAAAUUAUUGG